AUGCCAUACUCCAACUCCACGCAGCCCGGCGCGCGUGACAUGUACUACAAUGACCUCGACGACCCUUAUGCCGACUAUCCAGGCGGACGUCCAGCUGGUGUCCCUAGCCAAGGACACAGAGGAGACGGUGGCAGGUCUGGCAAGCGCCUGACAUACGGCGGAGUACUCGGCGAGCACGGACCCAGUCUGGACGAAGAGUUCGACUCCCUUUUCAACAUUAGACCCGGUGAUCGCGGGCGCUGGGAUCGAGAAGAUGCCGUGGCUCGUGAUCAGCGUGGUCCUGGGCGUGCUCAGGGAGGAAGAAGUCAUGAUGGUUUCGAGGAGAUGUUCGGCGGCAUCGGAGAUGGUGGGAGCAGAUAUGGUGGCGGUGGUAUGCGUGAUGCAGACGGGGGUCGUAGAGUACCACAAGGCCAAGAUCAUUUCUUCGAGCCGACUGACCAUCCUUCCGUCGGGUAUGGCCAGGUGCAAGCCCAAGGCCAGCGUAUGCAGGAUCCGUAUGCCGGCCAUAGCGGCAGACAAGGUCGUCUAGACACGUUUGACGAUCUGUUUGGCGGGUCCGCCCAUGAUCGUGGAGGCGGAAAUGGUUUGUCCACUGGCCGUCGCGGCGGAGGGCGUGGUGGUCGGACGGAGGAUCCUUAUGAUGAAGGUUAUGGCGGCAGGAUGCCACUGGACCAUGAAACCCGGUUUGAUGAGUGGGAGGGGUUUAGGUCACCUGGUCUCUCCCGAAUGCCUUAUGGUGGACGGUUGAGGUGA
Recurvomyces mirabilis is the source of this 753-nucleotide messenger RNA. RefSeq lists its product as uncharacterized. The transcript has a single exon. The record is from RefSeq and is a predicted model, not a curated record. Bases 1 to 753 code for a protein of 250 amino acids. Lineage: Eukaryota; Fungi; Ascomycota; Dothideomycetes; Mycosphaerellales; Teratosphaeriaceae.